Molecule: messenger RNA, 1323 nt
Organism: Molossus molossus (Pallas's mastiff bat)
Lineage: Eukaryota; Metazoa; Chordata; Mammalia; Chiroptera; Molossidae
Gene: CUNH4orf33
Product: chromosome unknown C4orf33 homolog
Exons: 8
Coding region: 253-852 (199 amino acids)
Source: RefSeq, a predicted model, not a curated record
CAAGUCCCUCCCCCAGAGUGCAGGCAGCUGGGCGGAGCCUAGGGCGGAGCCUAAGGCCGAGCCCUGUCCAGGGAUCGCAGGUGGAAGGAGGGAGCCAGGUGGACUGAGCAGAGCUUCCGAUUCCUGAAGUGACUUCAUCUGGGAAAACAUGGCUGACAUUGGUUCAUUGUCUUGAUUUGCCAGCCACGUGACCUUGGACAAGUCAGUUUCUUCAUUUGUAAUGAGGAUAAUAAUAGUUCAUCUAGUCUAAAGAUGGAUUUUAAAAUUGAACACACUUGGGAUGGUUCUCCCGUGAAGCAUGAGCCAGUGUUUGUGAGGCUGAAUCCAGGUGACAGAGGAGUGAUGUUGAAAGUUAGUGCUCCAUUUUUCAAUGAUCCUCCAGCUCCACUUGGGGAACCAGGAAAACCUUUCAAUGAACUGUGGGAUUAUGAAGUUGUGGAAACAUUUUUCUUGAAUGACAUAACGGAACAGUACUUAGAAGUUGAACUUUGCCCCCAUGGACAGCAUUUGGUGCUUUUAUUAUCUGGAAGAAGAAAUGUGUGGAAACAAGAACUUGCUCUAUCAUUCGAAGUGUCCAGAGGAGAGACAAAAUGGGAAGGCAGAGCUUAUCUUCCUUGGAGUUAUUUUCCACCAAAUGUGACAAAAUUCAAUUCAUUUGCCAUUCAUGGAUCAAAGGAUAAAAGAAGCUAUGAGGCUCUUUACCCUGUACCUCAGCAUGCACUGCAACCAGGACAAAAACCUGAUUUCCAUCGUCUAGAAUACUUCAAACCUUUCAGUUUUAACACCCUGCUUGGAGAAGACUGGAAACAGCCAGAAGCCAGCCUGUGGCCCACAGGGACACCAGAUGUAUAGGAGUGCAGCAGACGACCAUAGCGAUCAUUUCUUCUCUGUAACUUUUAAGAAUGAAUCCCUGAUGUAACACAUUAGCUACAUUGUGUCAAUGAGGAGCCAACCCAAGGAUAGCUGAGUGGAAAGACAAAGAAGCCUGGGUUCCCAACAGCACAGUGGAGUAAGCUAUCUGGAGGGAAUACGCUGUCUAAUUGGUUUCUCCGAAGUCAUCUAUAGAUUCAAUGCAAUCUCGGUUAAAAAUCCUACAAGGUUUCUUUUGGGGGGUGGGGGGAGGAAUUGACAAGCUGAUUCAAAUUUUAUGUGGAAAUGCAAAGAACCUUAGCCAAAACAAUUUUGAAACUUAAUAAAGUUGGAGGACUUAUACUACCUGAAUCUUUAGACAAAUACAUCAUGGAAUAAGAAUAGAGAAACCAGAAAGAGAACUAUAUAGAGUCCGUUGAUUUGUGACAAAGGUGCCAGUGUAUUGAAAAGGAA